This is a messenger RNA of Eurytemora carolleeae, 2138 nucleotides long. Its product is annotated as pyruvate dehydrogenase protein X component-like. Gene Ontology annotation, molecular function: acyltransferase activity. Gene Ontology annotation, cellular component: mitochondrion; pyruvate dehydrogenase complex. The record is from RefSeq and is a predicted model, not a curated record. The transcript is spliced from 6 exons. NCBI's taxonomy places the organism in Eukaryota, Metazoa, Arthropoda, Copepoda, Calanoida, Temoridae. Gene Ontology annotation, biological process: pyruvate decarboxylation to acetyl-CoA. Bases 24 to 1781 code for a protein of 585 amino acids.
ACUAAAUAUAUAUUUCAGAUAGAAUGUUACGAGUUUGUAAAGGUUGGCAGAGUACUCUGCAGAUGAGUAGAACGUUACUCUCUGCCAACCUUCACACCUCUUCUCCUGCUGCUGUUCUACAACUCAAGAUGCCCUCCCUUUCUCCAACCAUGGCUGAGGGAACUAUUGUUAAAUGGCUCAAGAAUGAGGGUGAGAAGGUUGAAGCUGGAGAUGUUGUUUGUGACAUUCAGACAGACAAGGCUGUUGUCUCCAUGGAGGUUGAUGAUGAGGGAGUUCUAGCGAAGAUUAUUAUUCCUGCAGAUUCAGGAUCUGUCAAGGUUGGAGAGCUGAUAGCGUUGGUGGCAGAGGAAGGAGAGGACUGGAAGGAGGUUGCAGCUGCUCCUCAAUCCGGAGCAGCAGGAAAAUCUAAUACAGUUGCUCCUACAACCUCAGGUGAACCUGUGAUGACCGGUGGAUCUGUACCUGGAAUAUCCUUGAAUAUGCCUAGUCUCUCCCCUACCAUGAGCGAGGGAACCAUUGUGAAAUGGUAUAAGGCGGAAGGAGACCAGAUUGGAGCUGGAGAUCUGCUCUGUGAUAUUCAGACGGAUAAAGCUGUUGUAUCAAUGGAGGCAGAUGAUGAGGGUAUCCUAGCUAAGAUUCUAGUCGCUGAGGGCUCAUCAGGAAUACCGGUUGGAACAGCUAUUGCUCUGACAGUAGAAGAAGGCCAGGAUUGGAAAGAUGUUGCUAUUCCUGCUGCAGGAGGUAUACCAGCUCCUGCCAAACAACAAGCAUCUGCUCCUGCUCCAAGCGCUACUCCUGCUCCUACUCCAGUUUCUGCUCAUCAUGAGUUUGUUCAUCCUGCUCAGACUGGUCCUGCCACUGCUCUUCUCCUCUCCCAGUACAAUAUUGAACCCAGUAAAAUCUCCGGCUCCGGACCUAAGGGUAAUAUUGUAAAGUCGGAUGUUCUAAACUAUAUUUCUGCCAACAACCUGACCGCUCAGGUUCAACAGGUUGCUCUGCCCCAGGCAGCUGGUAAAUCUCAAGCCCAGGAGACUGCGAAACCCAAAAUGAUAAAACCUAGGAGUGGAUACACAGAUACAGACCUAACUACAAUGAGAAAGGUUAUCGCUAAACGUUUAACCGACUCCAAGCAGACAGCACCACAUGGUUACAGCUCUGCAACAGCUUGCAUAGAUUCAGUGUCAAAAUUACGCCAGGAAUAUAUUAAGUCCGGAUUCAAGGUUUCCAUUAAUGAUUUUGUAAUCAAAGCUGUUGCAACAGCUCUGCUGUAUGUUCCCGAGAUGAACCUAAAUAUAGUGAAGGAUGAACCGGUUCAGAUGCCAACCAUUGACGUGAGUGUCGCUGUUGCGACCGAGGCUGGUCUUAUCACACCAAUUAUCAAGGACGCGGCCAAUAAAGCGGUUCAGCAAAUAUCCGGGGAGGUGAAGGAGCUGGCGGGACGAGCUCGUGAGAAUAAACUUAAGCUUAACGAGUUCCAGGGAGGAACCUUCACCAUAUCCAACCUUGGUAUGUUUGGAAUUACAGAGUUCACGGCGAUUAUUAAUUCUCCGCAGGCGGCAAUCCUUGCGGUUGGUGGCGGUAGGAUGGUAAUAAACCCGGAUACAAUGAAACCUGAAACCGUGAUGACAUCAACCCUUUCAUUUGAUAGAAGGUAUAUCGACGAAGCGCUAGCUGCUGAUUUUAUGACUGUAUUCCGAACCCUGAUGGAGAGACCCGAACUACUAGGAGCAGGUUUCCUACCCAGCGUUAGAACUGAUAGAUCGGCUGCUCAGAUACAAUAAUUUAUUCAUUCAGUCCUGUCUCAAUCUAUCAUUAUCAGAGCUUCGGAGUUUUUCAAAUGAACAACAGGUCUCUUUCUUAGAAAACUUCGGUUUUUAUGAGACCAAUGGUUGAGCAUUAAAAGGGUAGUAUGCUUUAUUUUGGAUUUUUAUUUUUUUUAAUUUUAAUCAUUUUUGUCUCUGAAAUAGUUCAAAUUGGAUCGGUAGGAACUCAGCAGAGCUUCAGUAAAAAUAAUGCAAACACUCCCUUAAACUUUGUUUUCAAUAAAAGCGAGGUCAACAAAUCUCGAAUAUAUUAUAGUUCUUAAAAACAAAUUAACAAGUAUCUUGUCGUUCAAAAAUAAAUAUUUCCAACUUGUC